Molecule: messenger RNA, 1134 nt
Organism: Kwoniella mangroviensis CBS 8507
Lineage: Eukaryota; Fungi; Basidiomycota; Tremellomycetes; Tremellales; Cryptococcaceae
Exons: 1
Coding region: 1-1134 (377 amino acids)
Source: RefSeq, a predicted model, not a curated record
AUGGAGAAGAAAGAAGAAAGACAGAAGAAGAAGAAAGAAAGAAGAAAGGGAAGAAGAAGGAAGAAAGAAGAGAAGGAAGAGAGGGAGGCAAGGCAUAAGAAGGAAAGAGAACAGAAGAAGGGUCAGAAUGAAACUCCAGAAGAAAGGGCAGAGAGGCAUAGAAGAGAGGGAAGAGAAACACCUCAGGAGAAGACAGACAGGCUGAAGAAAGAGAAAAAAGAACAAGGUCGCUCUUGGCUCAGUCCAUCCAUGCUAUUGGGUCUGUUGGUGUUAUUAGCACUCAUGGGCUUUGCAGGGAGGACUCAUAUUCCCCAAGGCAUGCCUGGCUGGAAUUGGAGGACACCCAAUCUCUUUCACAAACCUAGUGGUAUCAUUGGAGGUAGUUUGUUAGGUGAAGGUGGUGGUUUACUGGGAAAACCCAGGUCCUUUGUCAAAGGUAGUCCUAAAGUCAUACCAUCUAGAUCUAAGUGGAAAGUGAAUGAACCUGCUCCUCAUAUCCAUAUAAACAAUGUGAACUCUCAGGGUAAUGGUAAUCCAAUUUCAUUUGGUGUAGAACCUGUAGUGGUGGAAGAAGUCCUGGAUGAACCUGUCAUUGUAAAAGAGAAGAUUUGGGAACCAAUUAGUUUUCAAUUUACUGGACCAACCAAUCCAAAUAGAUUGCUCAAUAUGCUCUUUGCAGCCUUGAUUGUUAGCCUACCAUUAAUCCUGGAUUGGAUUAGGGAUUAUCCAGAAAUCAAAUAUGAUCAACCGGAUUAUAUCUCUUCAUCUAUUCAACUUUUAAUUUCGGCUGGCUUGAUCCUUUUUGGAUUGCUCAUUGCAGAUUGGCAUUUUGGUUGGUCUACCACCAUGGCACCUUAUGCAGAAGUAUCGGUGGACAGUGUCCAAAGUGGUUUGACACCUGUAUUGGUAGGUGCUGUAGAAACUACGGAACAAUUAGUAUGGGGAUUGGAAGAUGUGCUGUUUGGUGACAGUAGGGUACUAUUGGGAAUGGGUUUAGCGGCACUGGGUGUUUUCUUUUUAGCGCAGAGAGAACCAAACUUGGAUAUACCAUCGACAGACUUCUCGAAUUAUACUACUCAGGCUCUUGUAUUUCUAGGUGCACUCUUGGUUGGUAUGUUGCUCUGGAACGCUUAA